This is a messenger RNA of Fusarium poae, 1257 nucleotides long. RefSeq lists its product as uncharacterized. Gene Ontology annotation, cellular component: lipid droplet; plasma membrane; mitochondrion. Bases 1 to 1257 code for a protein of 418 amino acids. NCBI's taxonomy places the organism in Eukaryota, Fungi, Ascomycota, Sordariomycetes, Hypocreales, Nectriaceae. Gene Ontology annotation, biological process: glycolipid biosynthetic process. The record is from RefSeq and is a predicted model, not a curated record. The transcript has 2 exons.
AUGAGUUCCAGACCCUAUGAAAUCACUAUCCUUGGAGCGACCGGUUGGACGGCCACGAUCUGUGCUGAACACAUUGCCCGAACCUUUCCAGUGAACACAAAAUGGAGUAUCGUAGGCCGGUCCUCAACCAAGCUUGAGGCUUUACGUCAAUCUCUACGAGUCAUCAACCCUGAUAGGCUGGAACCAGCUGUUCACAUUAUAUCACAGCUUGACGAGCAAAAUCUCGCUCCCCUGGUCAAAAAAUCCCAUGUUAUCAUCAAUGGAAUAGGUCCUUAUCACCGUCAUGCAACUCCAGUUGUAGCAGCAUGUGCUAUGAAUGGUACCCAUUAUGUUGACUUCAGUACUGAGACGCUUUGGAUCUCAGAAAUGAUUCGCGACUAUCAUGAGCUAGCUGUCAGUUCAGGAGCAUCAAUCAUCCCGGCAAUUUCAGGAUCCAGUGCUCCGUCCGAUCUUGCAGCCUGGCUCAUGGCCUCUUACUUUAGUGACCAUGGCUUACCAGCAGCAUCUGAGGUGAUCUGCUCGGGUGAGAUGACUAUGCUUGGUAUGCAGGGCGGCUCGCUACACACUGUGCUUGAUGUUGCAGAAAACUAUGGUAUCAGAGGAUGGUUGAUUGCUGAUACGUCUGUCUUGCUGCCUGAUGGAGAGUCUGCGGGUGGCACCAAGGGACUUUCUGGAUAUCACUACGACCAACACAUUGGGCACCUGACGUCGUCUUUUGUUGCUUUUGGAAAUGAGUCGGUUGUUCAGCGAUCAGCAGCUCUCGACAGAUCUACUUAUGGACCAAAAUUUGUCUACAAAGAGUACAGUCCAGCAAAAAGCUACGUCGCUGCAAUGCUUGUUCAUAUCGUAACCAAAAUUGGCAUCCUCCUCCUUGCUGUGCCAUGGUUUCGGUCAUUUUUGCGGACGAGAUCUCUUAGUCCAGGAGAGGGACCAGACCGAACAGAGAGCCGUAAGACUGAAAGUGCCGAGUGGAAAGCUGUUGGUUACAUGCCUGGAGUAGCAGAACCAGUCGCGUGUUCCAGAUUUGUUUUUCAAGGAGCGUUGGUAGACAUGGCGGCAGUUCUGGCUGUGGAGGCUGCAGGAACGAUGAAUGAUAAGCUCAAAAUUAGAGACGGCGAUGGGCUGAAAGCCGGGUUGUCGACACCUUCAACCCUGGGGGCAAGAUUCGUAGAUCGGCUUCGCACAACAGGAUUUACCAUUGAGAUUAAGGGAUGGGGAACUGCCGAUCAAAAGGCAGUAGAAAAGAUCGACUUCUAA